Messenger RNA from Anopheles moucheti, 4269 nucleotides. Its product is annotated as xanthine dehydrogenase/oxidase-like. The record is from RefSeq and is a predicted model, not a curated record. Gene Ontology annotation, molecular function: FAD binding; 2 iron, 2 sulfur cluster binding; oxidoreductase activity. NCBI's taxonomy places the organism in Eukaryota, Metazoa, Arthropoda, Insecta, Diptera, Culicidae. Bases 254 to 4048 code for a protein of 1264 amino acids. The transcript has 6 exons.
UCUGGGCGAACACUUCUCACUCGCUGACGAUCAGUCGUAGUGAGCGUAUCGUUGUGCUCCGGUGAAACCUGUCCCUGUGCUCCAGACUGAUCUAGCAACCCGUUUGGAAGUGGCGUGUUCGACUGUCAUCAAGAUUCAACGGUUUCGUGAUAGUUUCAAUUGAAGCAAUUUUCGUUUGGGUGAUUUUUGCGCAGUGUUGUGUAAUAGUAUUACGUGAAAGGCUCUUAUUACGGUGUAAAAAAUCUGCCCUAUCAUGGAGGUCAUUUUCUCUAUCAAUGCGAAACCUUAUCAAAUUAACUCGAAGAGCGUACCGGUUGAUACCUCUUUGAACACCUUUAUCCGGAACCAUGCCCAUCUGAGUGGAACCAAGUUUAUGUGCCUCGAGGGAGGCUGUGGUGCUUGCGUGGUUAACCUCAGCGGCGUACAUCCGGUCUCUGGAGAGAUCUUCUCGUAUGCCGUUAACUCAUGUCUAUUUCCUGUACUCGCUUGUCAUGGCAUGGACAUUACUACGGUCGAGGGAAUCGGUGACAAGCAACGUGGCUAUCACGCUACCCAAAAGUUGCUGGCUCACUUCAACGGUACCCAGUGUGGAUACUGCUCUCCCGGCAUGGUCAUGAACAUGUACAGCCUUCUGGAGACUAAGAAGGGAAAGGUCACCAUGGCGGAGAUCGAAAAUUCGUUCGGAGGCAACAUUUGUCGCUGUACUGGUUAUCGGCCCAUCCUGGACGCUUUCAAGGCUCUGGCCGUCGAUGCCGACCCCAAAAUCAAGGAAAAGUGUCAGGAUAUUGAGGAUCUUACCAAGAUUUGUCCCAAGACUGGAUCGGCCUGUGCUGGCAAGUGUGCUGCGGCUGGAAAAAUCAACCCCAAUAAGGGACUACAUCUGAACUUCGAUGAGCAGAAAGAAUGGCAUAAGGUUUACAAUGUAAGUGAUAUCUUUGCCAUCUUCGAGAGCAUUGGAGAAAAGCCCUACACGCUUAUUGGAGGCAAUACUGCCCAUGGAGUGUACCGUCGUAGCGAUGCAAUCCAAGUCUUUAUCGACACCAAUGCGGUCCAAGAGCUGCGCGCUAGCUCAGUAGGAAGCUCCAUAACCGUGGGAGCUGGAACCUCCCUGACCGAGCUGAUGAACCUGCUGUCCUUCGCUGCGAAACAAAACAAGAAUUUCUCAUACCUCGAACACUUGGUCCAACAUAUCGAUUUGAUUGCCAACGUACCUGUUCGUAAUACUGGAACGAUCGCUGGUAAUCUUAGCAUCAAAAACCAACAUCAUGAAUUCCCCUCCGAUCUGUAUCUUAUCUUGGAGGCGGCUGACGCAACUUUGACCGUUCUGGAAGCCCAGGGCAAAACGAAGACCGUGCGACCUUCCGAGUUCGUUACUCUAGACAUGAAGAAAAAGCUGCUGCUCAACAUUAUCCUUCCUCCACUAGACCCAUCCAUCUACGUGUACCGUUCGUUCAAGAUCAUGCCUCGGGCUCAGAAUUCACACGCCUACGUUAACGGUGCAUUCCUGAUUAAGUUGGACGGAUCGAAUAUUGUAUCGAGUAACAUUUGCUUUGGAGGAAUCGAUCCCCAAUUUACGCAUGCUUUGAAAACGGAAGAGUUCCUCAAGGGAAAGAACCUCCUAACCAAUGAAGCUAUUCAAGGAGCCCUGAAGAUCUUGGCAAGUGAACUGAAUCCUGACCAUGUGCUUCCUGAUGCUGCUCCAGAGUAUCGUAAAAAUCUGGCCCUUUCGUUGUUCUACAAGUUUGCGCUUAACAUUGCACCGGAACUGAAGGUAUCCGUUAAAAAUGAAUAUAAAUCCGGUGGAUCAGUUCUCGACCGUCCCCUGUCGUCCGGCACACAAUCGUUCGACACAAUCAAAGAAAAUUGGCCGCUUACGAAGAACAUUCCUAAAAUCGAAGGUAUGCUGCAAACUUCGGGAGAGGCCAAGUAUUCAAACGAUUUGCCAGCGUUCCCGAACGAACUAUACGCGGCUUUCGUUCUGGGAACGGAGUCACAGACGAAGAUUAUCAACAUUGAUGCGUCAGAAGCGUUGAAACUGCCUGGCGUUGUUGCAUUCUACUCGGCGAAGGAUAUCCCGGGAGCAAAUAAUUUUAUGUACUUCAAAGGAUUCAUGGGCCCACACGAUGAGGAAAUCUUCUGCAGUGAGAAGCUCAUCUAUCAUGGGCAACCGGUUGGUCUUGUAGUCGCCGAAACCUUCAAUCUGGCCAAUCGUGCCAGCAAGCUCGUAAAGGUCCAGUACGAAAAAACGGGCUCGGCACGCUACCCUACCGUGAAAGAUGUGCUCCGUGCUAAGGUUACCGAGCGGCUGAACGAUAUGCCGUACAGCACGUUGGGCGAAGAGUUUGAAGCUGCACCCAAAGGUGCGAUCAAGGUGAAGGGAUGCUUUGAAAUCGGAGGUCAGUAUCAUUACACCAUGGAGACCCAAACUGCUGUUUGCAUUCCGAUCGAGGACGGUAUGGACGUGUACUCGGCCACACAGUGGAUCGAUUUUACGCAAAUUGCCAUCUCCAAGCUGCUGAACGUGCCCGAGAAUAGUCUCAACCUAUACGUGCGUCGCCUGGGAGGAGGUUACGGGUGUAAAGGCACCAGGGCCACUUUGAUUGCUUGUGCGGCAGCUCUAGCAGCCCACAAGACGCAACGUCCGGUGCGUCUUGUGAUGACGCUCGAGGCCAACAUGGAAGCCAUUGGCAAGCGUUACGGUGUCGUCUCCAACUACGAGGUGGAUGUGGAAAAGGAUGGCAAAAUUACGAAGCUGUUCAACGAAUACGUGCACGACUUUGGAUCAUGUCUGAACGAGUCUAUGGGCCACUGUGCGGAGUUCUUCAAGAACUGCUACGACAACAAGGCUUGGAAGACGGUUGCCAAGGGUGCCAUCACGGACUCUGCUAGUAACACCUGGUGUCGCGCUCCGGGUACAACGGAGGGUAUCGCCAUGGUGGAAACGAUCAUGGAACAUGUCGCUCACGCGACUGGGCUUGAUCCAUUAGACGUGCGCAUGGCCAACAUGCCAAAGGAUUUGAAGAUGUACGAGCUGAUGCCUCAAUUCCGCGCCGAUGUCGAGUAUGAUACGCGCAGGCAGGAAAUCGAGCAGUUUAAUCGUGAGAACCGCUGGAAGAAGCGUGGCAUUGCCAUCACACCGAUGCGCUACCCGUUAGGCUACUUCGGAACGAUCCAUGCGCUUGUGUCGAUCUACCACACCGACGGUAGCGUGGUCAUCACACACGGUGGCAUCGAAAUGGGUCAGGGUAUGAAUACGAAGGUCGCACAGGUCGCGGCCUACGUGUUGGGGAUCCCGAUGGAAAAGAUUAGCAUUAAACCAUCGGCCAAUAUGACGUCACCGAACUCUAUCUGUACCGGUGGAAGCAUGACCAGCGAAACAGUGUCGUUUGCGGUUAAGCAAGCGUGUGAGAUUUUGCUGGAGCGCAUGAAACCGAUCCGCGAAGAGUUGAAGGACGCUUCUUGGGAAACGAUCGUGGAGAACAGCUACUACAAGAAUGUGGACCUUUGUGCGACUUACAUGUACAAGGCGUCAGAUCUGCAACCUUACAUCAUCUGGGGUUUGACCUGUACCGAGGUCGAAAUCGAUGUGCUAACCGGCAACGUACAGCUGCGCCGUGUUGAUAUCCUGGAGGAUACUGGCGAAAGCUUGAGCCCCGGUAUUGAUAUUGGUCAGGUCGAGGGCGCAUUUAUUAUGGGCGUUGGUUACUAUUUGACCGAGGCGCUGAUCUACGAUCCGCAAACCGGUGCAUUGCUGACGAACCGUACCUGGACGUACAAGCCGCCGGGAGCGAAAGACAUUCCGAUUGAUUUCCGGGUGCGCUUCCUGCAAAAGAGCACCAAUGCGACCGGAGUGCUACGCUCCAAGGCGACCGGUGAACCGGCCAUGAACAUGACCGUAUCGGUACUGUGCGCCCUGCGUAAUGCAGUUCGGGCAGCACGCAUCGAUGCGGGUUUGCCGAAUGAAUGGGUUCAACUCGGAGCUCCAUCCACACCGGAUCAGGUAUAUCUGGCGUCGGGCAACUCUGUAGAGCAGUAUUUGUUGAACUAAUCCUUAUAUGCUUUAAACGUACGGAAUAAUUUGCACGGAUGCUGCUCAAAGAUGGUUCCAUAGAGGGAAUCUUAUAGAGGGGUUCUUUAAAAUUCCGUCAUAGUUUUUUUUUUCUUAAUAAAAUGUAAUACUUAUAAUGAAAUAUAUUGGAAAAACUGGGAUAGGUGUGCAGAAUCAAUAACCAAUAAAAUGUACAAUAAAGCAUUUGUUUACAACAAUUA